GCGUAUGGCGUCAUCUAGUUUCCAAAAUGCGGAUUAUUGUCUAGUCGCCCAAUACGUCGAUUACAAAACACUGGGAGAGUUGUGAAGUGCCGUACUGACCCGAAAAGUUUGUUUGGGGAUACUCACUCGCAUCCCAGUGGAAUAACAAACGAAUUCACCAUCUUCUGAUCCUGUGGAAGACAACGGCUGAGUGGAGUGUGGAGUUGUGUGUGCUGUGCUGUAUGAGAUGCAUGCAAUGCAACAGACGUCUACUUUUGUUCGUGGCAAAGACUUUCCUGAGAUGAACUUGUGAUGGAAAAAGGCAACCAUGACUUCAGGAUCACCUUCACGGAACGUACAGGCACUGCGAAACCUCUUUGUUGAGAAGAAUCCACCUGCUGUGCUGAGGAUACCAAGACCUGUGAUUGCUCCCAAACCGUCACGUGUAUUCCCUUCAAACACAACAAAUGUCCAAGGAGGGACACAUAAUCCUCAACAGUCACUGAACAGUGGUUUGUGCAAAGAAACGCAGGUUCGGUGCUUAGCUGAACCUCCAGAAACACCAUCUAGGACCAAUGGGGCAAAAGAGGAUGCUGCUCCUGAGCCACUAACAGCCAUAUUGAAGAAAUAUGACGCCAACUUUGAAAGCGAGACGACACGGAAUGACAGAAAUUCGAGAUCAAUUAGUAGCUCGGAAAGUUGCAGGCAAGAUUCACUCGUGCUGACAACGCCAUGUAGCAGACAAGCCACUCGUCAAGUGUGGGAUGCGCAAAUCUCGCCGAAUUGUCUAAGUGAAAAUAUGAAGCAUGGGGAUAACAGCGAGAGCUAUUUGGUGACAUCUUCGGAUAAUUACGUUUGCAACAGUGGGUCACAAAGGUGGCGGAAGAAAGAACUCCCAUCCCUACUAGAAUUAGGACCUCCCCCUUCAAAACCACCAAGACCAAUCAAUUUAGUACCUCCUGGUGCCGAGAGUAUUCAUCCACCACCACGGACUAAGAGGCCUAAUCAUCAUUCAGUGCCAGCACACUCGCUUGUACAGGAAGACCAAGAGCUGUACGGCGACACAAUAGUACCCGACGAAUCAUCCUCACCAAUACCAGAAUACACGGAAGAUGAAGAAUAUCAACUGUAUGCUGACACGGUACCACCAGCAGUGCCUGAUAGCAAAAGACCAGGAGUUGAAACAAUAUUGGUGCAGAAACUUGACGGAGAUAGCACUCAGUGCGAAGAAAUGUACCAAGAAAUGCCAUGUUCCGAAGUUGCAUGGACAGAGGAGGAAGGAAGGAAGAAAAGAGAAUAUGGAAAACUUGCAAGCAAGACUCAACGCAAGUUUGGCAUGACAGGACUGGAAGAACCAGUCGACACGGGUCUCGUCAAGUGUUCGUGCCGAGGUGGCCGUUUGGAUUUGAGUGUAAAGAAAGGUGAAAACUUGUAUAUUCUGCGCAUGGAGAACAACCCACCUGGAAAAUGGCUAGUCCGCAACAGCAAAGGCCAAGUGGGCUAUGCUCAAGUGACAAACAUUGAGGUAGAUGCAGACUCAAUCAGAGUUGUGAUGGUAUCACAAGUGCAGUCAAUGGGGAACAAAGACACCGUUGAAAAGUCCUGUCAUGAUGACGAAGCAAUAUAUGAGGAGACCUUUUAGGACUGAGGACCAACAGAUGGAGCGUUAUCUAGUCAGGGUGGAAGGUCAUGAGGAGCUUUUCCGAUCAUCUCUCUGUGUCCCCAUUUAUUCUGGGUGCCCACUGUAGUUUUUGGUGCAAUAAAAUGUGGUAUGGGCACCUGCUGCACAAUCGCAGUACAAAGCUCAAAACAUCGCGGGACCCUGUUCACAUUAGUCUUUUGGUCUAGUCAGCAAAGUGUCAUAAGUGCACAUAAGCAGUUGUUGACCUUGAGCAGCUUGGCAUCACGGUGCUUGCAUCACAUUUAAAAGCAUUGUCCCAAAAGGCUAAGGUGUAAAAUAAUGCAAUCAUCAAAAAAGCAGUGGGAAUCCCAACAACUUUCCAUCAUGUUGCAUAUCAUGCUGAAAAUGAGACCAGUAUUAAACGUGAAGCCCUAUUUUUGUAAUGUACAGAAUGAAAAAGUGCAACAUUCAGCCACAAAUAUGUACAGUUCAAAUUUGUAAGCAAGUUUUGAUACUGAAUUAUUUUGAUGCAUUCAAUAAAGAUGAUGAAAAUCUCUCAAAA
This is a messenger RNA of Ornithodoros turicata, 2162 nucleotides long. RefSeq names its product FYN-binding protein 1-like. Gene Ontology annotation, biological process: integrin-mediated signaling pathway; T cell receptor signaling pathway; protein localization to plasma membrane. NCBI's taxonomy places the organism in Eukaryota, Metazoa, Arthropoda, Arachnida, Ixodida, Argasidae. Gene Ontology annotation, molecular function: protein binding. Bases 308 to 1621 code for a protein of 437 amino acids. The transcript is spliced from 11 exons. Gene Ontology annotation, cellular component: plasma membrane. The record is from RefSeq and is a predicted model, not a curated record.